GGUUGUAAAGGAGAAGCUGCUGCAAAAGGUUAUAAAGGCGAAGUUGCUGCAAAAAGUUAUAAAGGCGAAGUUGCUGCAAAAGGUUAUAAAGGAGAAGUUGCUGCAAAAGGUUAUAAAGGAGAAGUUGCUGCAAAAGGUUAUAUAGGAGAAGUUGCUGCAAAAGGUUAUAAAGGAGAAGUUGCUGCAAAAGGUUAUAAAGGAGAAGUUGCUGCAAAAGGUUAUAAAGGAGAAGUUGCUGCAAAAGGUUAUAAAGGAGAAGUUGUUGCAAAAGGUUAUAAAGGAGAAGUUGCUGCAAAAGGUGAUAUAGGAGAAGUUGAUGCAAAAGGUUAUAAAGGAGAAGUUGCUGCAAAAGGUGACAUAGGAGAAGUUGAUGCAAAAGGUUAUAAAGGAGAAGUUAAUGCAAAAGGUUAUAAAGGAGAAGUUGCUGUAAAAGGCUAUAAAGGAGAAGUUGCUGCAAAAGGUUAUAUAGGAGAGGUUUCAAAAGGUUAUAAAGGAGAAGGUUCGAAAGGUUAUAAAGACGAAGUUGCUGCAAAAGGUUAUAGAGGAGAAGUUGCUGCAAAAGGUGAUAUAGGAGAAGUUGAUGCAAAAGGUUAUAAAGGAGAAGUUGAUGCAAAAGGUUAUAAAGGAGAAGUUGCUGCAAAAGGUUAUAAAGGAGAAGUUGCUGCAAAAGGUUAUAAAGGAGAAGUAGCUGCAAAAGAUUAUAAAGGAGAAGUUGCUGCAAAAGGUGAUAUAGGAGAAGUUGAUGCAAAAGGUUAUAAAGGAGAAGUUGCAGCAAAAGGUUAUAGAGGAGAAGUUGCUGCAAAAGGUGAUAUAGGAGAAGUUGAUGCAAAAGGUUAUAAAGGAGAAGUUGAUGCAAAAGGUUAUAAAGGAGAAGUUGCAGCAAAAGGUUAUAAAGGAGAAGUUGCAGCAAAAGGAGAAGUUGCUGCAAAAGGUUAUAAAGGAGAAGUUGCAGCAAAAGGUUAUAAAGGAGAAGUUGCAGCAAAAGGUUACAAAGGCGAAGUUGAUGCAAAAGGUUAUAAAGGAGAAGUUGCUGCAAAAGGUUAUAAAGGAGAAGUUGCUGCAAAAGGUUAUAAAGGAGAAGUUGCUGCAAAAGGUUAUAAAGGAGAAGUUGCUGCAAAAGGUUAUAAAGGAGAAGUUGCUGCAAAAGGUUAUAAAGGAGAAGUUGCUGCAAAAGGUUAUAAAGGAGAAGUUGCUGCAAAAGGUUAUAAAGGAGAAGUUGCUGCAAAAGGUUAUAAAGGAGAAGUUGCUGCAAAAGGUUAUAAAGGAGAAGUUGCUGCAAAAGGUUAUAAAGGAGAAGUUGCUGCAAAAGGUUAUAAAGGAGAAGUUGCUGCAAAAGAUUAUAAAGGAGAAGUUGCAGCAAAAGGUUAUAGAGGAGAAGUUGCUGCAAAAGGUGAUAUAGGAGAAGUUGAUGCAAAAGGUUAUAAAGGAGAAGUUGCUGCAAAAGGUUAUAAAGGAGAAGUUGCUGCAAAAGGUUAUAUAGGAGAGGUUUCAAAAGGUUAUAAAGGAGAAGGUUCGAAAUGUUAUAAAGGCGAAGUUGCUGCAAAAGGUUAUAGAGGAGAAGUUGCUGCAAAAGUUGAUGCAAAAGGUUAUAAAGGAGAAGUUGCUGCAAAAGGUUAUAAAGGAGAAGUUGCUGCAAAAGGUUAUAAAGGAGAAGUUGCUGCAAAAGGUUAUAAAGGAGAAGUUGCUGCAAAAGGUUAUAAAGGAGAAGUUGCUGCAAAAGGGGAUAUAGGAGAAGUUGAUGCAAAAGGUUAUAAAGGAGAAGUUGCUGCAAAAGGUUAUAAAGGAGAAGUUGCUGCAAAAGGUUAUAUAGGAGAGGUUUCAAAAGGUUAUAAAGGAGAAGGUUCGAAAUGUUAUAAAGGCGAAGUUGCUGCAAAAGGUUAUAGAGGAGAAGUUGCUGCAAAAGGUGAUAUAGGAGAAGUUGAUACAAAAAGUUAUAAAGGAGAAUUUGAUGCAAAAGGUUAUUAA
Messenger RNA from Lottia gigantea (owl limpet), 1965 nucleotides. RefSeq lists its product as hypothetical. The annotation marks the transcript as partial. The record is from RefSeq and is a predicted model, not a curated record. The transcript has 3 exons. NCBI's taxonomy places the organism in Eukaryota, Metazoa, Mollusca, Gastropoda, Lottiidae.